AUGUUCUCUUUUGGUAGGAGUGGAGGCUGGAGAGACUGCUUGCAAACUUGCUCGUAGAUGGGGAUAUACCGUGAAGGGGAUCCCGAAAUACAAAGCAAAGAUUGUUUUUGCAGCUGGAAACUUUUGGGGUAGAACAUUGUCUGCUAUCUCCAGUUCCACAGACCCAACCAGUUACGAUGGUUUUGGACCAUUUAUGCCAGGUUUCGAAAUCAUUCCAUAUAAUGAUCUGCCUGCUCUUGAGCGUGCACUUCAGGACCCAAAUGUUGCCGCGUUCAUGGUGGAACCAAUUCAGGGUGAAGCAGGCGUUGUUGUUCCAGAUCCAGGCUACCUUGUGGGCGUGCGAGAUCUCUGCACCCAGCACCAGGUUCUGUUUAUUGCUGAUGAAAUACAGACAGGAUUGGCCAGAACUGGUAGAUGGCUGGCUAUUGAUCACGAAAAUGUCAGACCUGAUAUGGUCCUCCUAGGAAAGGCACUUUCUGGUGGUUUAUACCCUGUAUCUGCAGUGUUGUGUGACGAUGAGAUAAUGCUGACCAUUAAACCAGGGGAACAUGGUUCAACGUAUGGUGGCAACCCACUAGGCUGCCGAGUGGCCAUCGCGGCCCUGGAGGUUUUGGAAGAAGAAAAGCUUGCUGAAAAUGCAGAGAAAAUGGGUAUCAUCUUGAGAAAUGAACUCAUGAAGCUACCUUCUGAUAUUGUAAAGGCUGUAAGAGGAAAAGGAUUAUUAAAUGCUAUUGUUAUUAGAGAAACCAAAGAUUAUGAUGCUUGGAAGGUGUGCCUGCGACUUCGAGAUAAUGGACUUCUGGCCAAGCCAACCCACGGUGAUAUCAUCAGGUUUGCACCUCCGCUUGUGAUCAAGGAGGAUGAGAUUCUGGAGGCCGUGGAAAUCAUUAACAAGACCAUCUUGUCUUUCUGAGGGUGACAGUUUUCAGUGGUGCCUGGGAGCCAGCUGGAGACAGGCAGUUCAUAAACCUCUGAGUUUCUGCACUUAAUGCAGGCAUAUUCCACUCCGCCAUGUCAAGGGCUUUUUAAAAAAUAUAUGUUUUUCAGUUCAUACGUAAUAGAAUGACAUUUAUAAACGUGCAGUUUGCUGUGUAACAUAACUAAGAGAAUGUCCUGGCAUCUUAUUUUCGAUUAAGUGUGUGUGUGUGUGUGUGUGUGUGUGUGUUUGUUUGUUUGUUUGUGUGCACUUUCUAAGGUGAGAUACAUCUCUCUAUAUAGACAGCCUUUUAAUCAAGCCCCUCAGCAUAAUUUAUAUAUGUUUUAAUAAUUUCCUUGCUGGUAUAAAUUGUAUUUGAAAAAGUUAUAGGAGAGUAUUGCAUAGAAGAUUAGCUUAACCUCAUAAAGUUGAGUCAUAGUCAUUGAAUUUUAGGAAGGAUUAAUGGUUAAGCUUAUAUAAAAUACUAGAUUUAAGUAAACUCCAUAUUGGCCAGCACCAAGAUGUAUUCUAUGAAUGUCAUUACUUUGAAUUAAGAAUUAUUGUUUAACAUUCCUAGAUUAUGUUUUAUGUUUUAAGUGUUUGAUAUAAUUUGUAAAAAGUGUUUAUUUUCAAUGUUUCUUUAAAUUUAAAAUAAAGCUCAUAUUUAAAAUGUCUACUUUGGGACCAGUGUGUGAUUACUGCAGUGUUAUCAAUUACCUCACAUUUUAAACCCCUCUGAGAAUGUUCUUACCUGAUUUAUUUCAUGUGUUUUCUAAGAACAUUUUGGUUUCUUUGGCAAUCUCUAGAAAAACAAAUUGUAAAAAGUCUCUUUUAGUACUACCUUUUCCGCUUUCAAAAUAACUGCUUUUUCCCCAUGUGUAUACUAGUAUUUACCAUUUUUAUUAAAGUAUCCUUGUUAUGCAUGGUAUUGUUUCUGUUUCUUUGUUUGGUUUUACCUGAACAGAGUAUUUUGGAUGCUUUUCUAUGUCAGUAGUCACAAGUUUAUGUCAUUCUCUUUUAGAUGAAAAAAUUAAUCAGUCUAUCUAAGAAAGAAACGGAAAAUUUUAUUCGAGCCAAAUUGAGGAUUAUAACGCCAGAACAGCUCAGAAAGCUCUGAGAACUGUUUCGCCGCCUGUUAGAAGUCAAAACAGGGACUUCCCUGGUGGCACAGUGGUUAAGAAUCCGCCUGCCAAUGCAGGGGACACGGGUUUGAGCCCUGGUCCGGGAAGAUCCCACAUGCCGCGGAGCAACUAAGCCCGUGCUCCACAGCUACUGAGCCUGCGCUCAAGAGCCCGCGAGCCACAGCUACUGAGCCCACGUGCCACAACUACUGAAGCCUGAGCGCCUAGACCCCGUGCUCUGCAACAAGAGAAGCCACUGCAGUGAGAAGCCCACACACCGCAACGAAGAGUAGCCUCCGCUCACUGCAACUAGAGAAAGCCGGCGUGCAGCAAUGAAGACC
Molecule: messenger RNA, 2378 nt
Organism: Physeter macrocephalus (sperm whale)
Lineage: Eukaryota; Metazoa; Chordata; Mammalia; Artiodactyla; Physeteridae
Product: ornithine aminotransferase, mitochondrial
Exons: 7
Cellular component (GO): cytoplasm
Molecular function (GO): L-ornithine transaminase activity; identical protein binding; pyridoxal phosphate binding
Source: RefSeq, a predicted model, not a curated record